Molecule: messenger RNA, 2593 nt
Organism: Lonchura striata (white-rumped munia)
Lineage: Eukaryota; Metazoa; Chordata; Aves; Passeriformes; Estrildidae
Gene: COA5
Product: cytochrome c oxidase assembly factor 5
Biological process (GO): mitochondrial respiratory chain complex IV assembly
Cellular component (GO): mitochondrion
Source: RefSeq, a predicted model, not a curated record
GCGCAGCUGGGCCGAGCCCCGCCCCGCUCGGGGUCUCACCUGCUCCCGGCCCGCGCCGCGACCCCCGCCCCGCCGGCAGCGCCAGCACGGCCGCCCCCGCCGCCUCCGCCGCCUCCGCAGCCCCCGGCGCCGUCCGCGGCGCAGGCGCUCGGUCCCUCCCGAGCCGCCCCGUCCCUUCCUGCCGCCGCCGGAAGCAGCGCCCGGGAUGGCGGCGGGCGGCGGCGCGUAGCGCGGGCUCGCCGCCAUGCCCAGGUACUACGAGGACAAGGAGGAGGACGGGCGCGCCUGCAGCGGCGUGCGGGAGGACCUGCGGCAGUGCCUGCUGGAGAGCCCCUGCGUCCUGCGGGAAAACAAAAGCCCUAAACAAUGCUUGAGGGAAGGACACUGUAGGAGUUUGCAAGUGACAUUCUUUGCAUGCAAAAGAUCAAUGUUGGAUACCAGGGCAAGAUUCAGAGGAAGGAAGGGAUACUGAAGUCCUCGUCAAGAGACCUCACCAUGGAGCUUUGGGGUUCAUCAACACUCUACACAAAACAGAGACUAAAACAGGAAGAUGGUACCUGCUGCAUCCUUUCAUACAGCAUUUUCAUGGAAGGUGUCUACUCCUGAGUAUUCCAACAGAUUAACCUGGAUGUGCAUUUAAAUGCUAAAAAGAAGGCAAGCAUAAAGCUGCAAGUUCUGGCCAAAAUGGGUACCUGUCAUGUACUUGCAAUAAAAAUGUGAAAUUCAGAACAAGCUGCAGAAGUUGUAAUUAUGUUUUGAAGUUGUCUUUUGUGACUUUACUGUAAAUUCUGAUAAUCUUUUACUAUUAGAAAUUAUACAAGGUAUGGAACUGGGAGUUCACUUGAUGUGUUGAGGAAGCGUUUCCUUAGUAGAUGACCAUCUCAGAGGGUUUCUCAGACUAGAGCUAUUUUCAGAGAUGAGGACUUGACCAAGGUUGUAAAAUGUGUGUGCAGGCUGCUUCCUCUCCAGUAGAUUGGCUACUCAAUAAACCUGUAACAGAUGAGAGCAGUGCUGUUUUUCAGUUCCACACUGCUAAGGAAGUGGGAUUUAUGGGAGUAAGAAGCAUUAAAUAGUGCUUGAACCAUGACUGUGGUAAAUGUUAACUGGUUCUGUAUAAGACCUGCUUUACCAAAGGAACAUUUCCUUUUUCUUCCUUCAGCGUCCCCGCCUCUUUAAGUGUCAAGCCUUUAAGAAAUAAAUGGUGUUGUAACUCUUACAUGUGGAAACUCAACUUCAGACUGAAGUUAUUUGUGAAGCAAGAUGAGGAAAUAGUGAGAAGGAAGAGAGCCAUGGUAACUUUUCUUGGCUGAAGUUUAUAGCCAUGUAAUGAUACACAUUCAGUCUGAACAGAUGCAUGCUACACUUAUUGUGUGUUUCUAAAACUGAUGACUUCAGUGAAUGAGCACAUGUUGACUAUUUAAUUCUGUCUUCAGCAACUGUUCUGUAAUGAGUCAGAGAAUGUUUAUAUUCCAUGUAUGUGUAGGACUUUAUUUUUGCCACCUAAAUCAACUCUGAUUUCACAUUUUUGUGUUCUGUUGAUCAUGUGGAAGCUAGUUCAUUUGUUCAAGUGCUGUAAGCGUCCUCUGUUUUCCACAGCCUACUUAACCCUAUUAUCUUUUUACAUACACUAAAAUGAUCAUUUAUGUCCAUAAGAAUAUUUUUAACUUAGCACUCUAAUUCCAAAGUAUUACUCACAAGCCUUUUCCGGGAGGAAAAACAUAAAAAAGGUACUAAAAAUAAAUAUAAUGCCAGAUGGCAGGUAUUUUAAUGUCAUUUAGAGAGAGGAGUGGCAAUAGUAUGUGAGGUGGUAAUCAAGGAUUCUUCCAUGGUAUGCCCAUGGUAUACAUGGGUUUGUAGGUUAAGUGUUCAAGUGAUCUUUAUUCCUUUCUCAGCCAUAAUCACUAAGCCUCUCCUGAUGGUCCUAAUGGAGCAGAAACAUUGCUACAUCUUAGACAGACAUACUUGUUUCUAGUAAUCAGCUUGAUCCAGUGGAGACCAAGUGUUAAAAUUAAAUCCAUUGAAUAUUUAUGGUUUAGUAAUUAACAGAACACAUGUAUUAUUUGAUCCAAAAGAAUAUUAGUGUCAAAACUUCCUAAUGGUUCACUAAACUACCUAGGAUGGUAUAAAAAUACCAGCAGUAGUUUGAUACUGAUUUGCUCAAGAGACUUGUUCAGUUCCAAUAUUGUGUAACAUAAUACUCUGUCUAAAGAUAAGUAAUUAUAUAAUUGUCUUGGGACUUUGAGCACUGUCCAGCUUGAGAGAUAUGAAUGCUCCUUUGGGAAAAAUAGUUCAUUUCAUUAAUGCCUUAAGUCCUAUGCAUUUGAUUACAGCUUUUUCCCUAAAGCACAAAAUUAUUUCAUUUAAAUAUAUUGAUGUUUUUAUCUCAUGCCUUGUGCUACUUUACUGACUUUUACUAAAAAAAAGACAUGUUUCUAUUCUUUGGUAGAUUUUGCAAGAUGAGAUCUAUGAAAUUGGGUUGUUGAGGGCCAAUGGUUGGCAUGGUGCUAAAAGGCUAAUACUAGUUUCAGAACCCCAAAUAUAAGCAGUGCUAAUAAUUUGUACUGAAUAAAGAAUAGAGUUUGCAAAGACCUCA